Messenger RNA from Archocentrus centrarchus (flier cichlid), 3682 nucleotides. It is a transcript of the gene ube2ql1, whose product is annotated as ubiquitin conjugating enzyme E2 QL1. Lineage: Eukaryota; Metazoa; Chordata; Actinopteri; Cichliformes; Cichlidae. Bases 416 to 1270 code for a protein of 284 amino acids. The record is from RefSeq and is a predicted model, not a curated record. The transcript is spliced from 3 exons.
AAGCUACCGCAGCUGCACACACACACACACACAUACUCACACACACACAUACAUCAAAGGCUCUUCCUCUCCUCCUCACUGCAGCUCUCACCGACAGCGGGUCAGCUGGAUGGUUAGAGACCCCCGUUUUUUCUUUCUUUUUUACGCACACAGAACGGGACAUCACGGGACAUUAAACGGACAUUUCACCAGACCAAGUCGAGUCUUGGCGAGAUGAAGCACUGAGAAGAAAACUGCACACGCUCGCCGGUUGUGUUCAUCCUGAGGCUGCAGUGAACGGAGGGGGGAUUGCGGUAUAAGAAGGUUAAUAUUCAGCAUCAAUAAAGGUCGUCUCUUUGAGCCGGGAACCGACUCGAAAGGGUGAAUCUCGCCCCUGUGCGGGGGGAUCGGCGGAGCAACAUAGUCUAUAAAAAUUAUGGCCACCCUACUGCGGAAGAUCGGUCUGAUCCGUCUGCACGACCGAGACACUGAGGACCCAAAGCACCACCAAGGCUCGUUAAAGGGGAGCAAAGGAAACCAGAAAAACAAUACCAACAAACACUGUCAGACCGCCAACGAAACCAACAUCCUGAGCACCCCGGAGAUUAAAGCGAGGAAGCUGGACCAGCAGGGCAAGGACAAGCCGUCCGGCAAGGAUAAGCAGGGCAAGGAUGCGAAGGAGAAGCAGCAGACGGGAGGAGGAGGAGGAGGAAGCGGCGGCGGCAGUAAAGCGACCAGUGCCUCCUCGAUACCACCGCUGGCGCCUCACCGGCAACACUGCACCCAGGUCCGGACGCGAAGGUUGAUGAAGGAGCUACAGGAGAUCAGGAGGUUAGGGGACAACUUCAUUACGGUGGAGCUGGUGGAGGACAACCUGUAUGACUGGAACGUCAAGCUGCACCAGGUGGACAAGGACUCGGCGCUGUGGCAGGACAUGAAGGAGACUAGCACCGAGUUCAUACUGCUCAACGUCACCUUUCCCGAUAAUUUCCCCUUCUCGCCGCCGUUCAUGCGGGUCCUGACGCCCCGGUUGGAGAACGGCUACGUGUUGGACGGCGGGGCCAUAUGCAUGGAGCUGUUGACCCCCCGCGGAUGGUCCAGUGCCUACACGGUGGAGGCCGUCAUGAGACAGUUUGCUGCCAGCCUCGUAAAAGGACAGGGCCGUAUAUGUAGGAAAGCAGGAAAGUCCAAGAAAGCUUUCAGCCGUAAGGAAGCCGAGGCCACCUUCAAAUCCCUGGUGAAGACCCACGAGAAGUACGGCUGGGUGUCCCCGCCCGUGUCUGACGGCUGAAUGCCCCGACGCCGUCCCUCCGACCCCCGCGCUAGCCGGACAAACCCAGCUAGCCCCGACAUGCAAAACGACACACCACGCUAACUCAACAAUCUCUCAUUUUUCACCAUUCACUGUUUCACUCAAGGUUUUCUUUUUCUGGUUUUCUGUGUUAUUGAAUUUGUUUUGUUAUUUUGCUUUUGGUCACCAUCUCCAGAAGAGCUGACAUGCAGUCAUCACCAUCACUCCACCUAGAAACAACUUUUUGGUUGACCUCCCUCUCACCCAGGGAUUCUUUCCACGAUUUCAGAAAGACCUGAGAGGGCAGAGUGUGUGUGCGUGCGGGUGGGUGAGGGGGUGUGGGUGUGUGGGUGUGCGUCACUACAUCGGACAUCAGCUGGGAGCGUGUGCCACUGUUGGUGGAUUUCCUUUUUUUUUUUUCUCAACGCACACACAUGCAUGUUCAGUGGGACAAAUCGGACAGUGUGGGCUUUUCCACCCAUGUGAAAGACUACUGAAUGAAGGAGACUCAUCUCCCUCUCCUGUCCUUGCAAUCCCGCCCAUCCUCACCUCCCUUUUCCAUCCCUCAUUCCUUUCUUCUCUUGAACUGGCAUUACAUCCCACCAUCUCUCUCUCUCUCUCUGUAGCUGUCGGGUCAUUUGCAUAUAAAUGAAGCUGUUAAUGUUUAAUAGAAGGGCAGCGCACUGGCGUUUAAACUCACUCAUUCGCACCUUCAUUUCUCCUUUCUUUUGACUGUGCAGUUGCUCACAGUUCAACGCAACAUGAAGAUUGUAAUUUACAUGGAGCUGUGCUCUCUCUCUCUCUCUGUCUCUUUCUUUAGCUCGCUUUGUUUCCUACUCUCCGUCUCUUGUGGCUAAAUUUAGAGCUCACUGUUGCGUAGAUGGAUAUUGAUUUUUAAUGGAGAAAAAAAGUCAUGUUGCUUUAUGCAGCAACUACUGUAUGUAUGAUAAAUAGAACGACAGUCAGUCACCUCUCUUUCUCUCUCAUGUUCUUGUGUGUGUGUGUAGGAGAGGAAUGAAGACUAUAAUUCCCAUGAUUUAGAUACCAGAUGGUACAGCUGAAGGCUAGGCCUCAGUGUGCGUGUGUAUGUGUAUGUGCGCGUGUGAGUAAGGGAGACAACCCUGUAAACACACAAAUAUGAUUUACUGUGAAUGACACUAAGGUCUAAAGGGAGUGCUGGCUUUUUUUUGCUAAAUUAACUCGCCGUCUUGUCCCGCUGUUGACAUCAGCUCCUGAUUAUUAUUGCUGCAAACGCGCGUGUAGUUGUGACCGAAUAUCUGCGUGCACGUAGCCUCGUCUGUCUCUCCGAUGAAGAAGAAAAGGUCGGCUUAACCUCACCCAGACAUUCGCACAGCUCGCAGACUUGGAGCGUACACCUGCGGCCUCUGCGGUAACACCUAGAAAUGAAGACAGACAGGAGCGUGCUGGAGUGCUGCUUUAAAUGAGUGCGCUUCGGAGCCCGUCUGACUGAUGUCUGCUGAAAGCGAGAGGCUGAAGGCAAGAGGCAGGAGAACAGAGCGAUGGGAGGGAAUCGUGGGAGCUUUGAUCACUGCCGGCUGCUUCUCGGAAAUGUCAGGUGGCUUGAAAAUGGCCGAAGACGGCCGUGAUUACUUGAGAGGCGCAGAGUUCCAACCUUUAAAAGGACUUUAUAAAUAUCUACUAUUAACUGUACGACUGCAGCAGCGUCAGUCUCAAUCAGCCGAGAGCCUACUAGCUGCAGACUAUCUCUCCACCCUGUCCAGUGGGCUCUGUUUGUUUUGCUCUCCGCCAGUUAAAUGUCAGAGAGAAGGCUGCUAAUUGCUCUGACAUUUCAGCAGAGCGUCAUUAGAGGAGAGCCGCAAGAGCAGAAGGAUGGAGGAUGUCAGAGCUUCAGCUCGGCGGUGACAUUUUGUCACUUUCCUCUCCUGCCUCGAUUUUUUUUUGGGGGGAGGGGGGGUGGAGGCAGGGUUGGGGUAUAGGAGUCAGCUCUCAGCUCCGCAACCCUCGAGCGCGGGAUGUUCAAAAAUCGCUGAGCCAGCAUGCGAAAUACGAAUCAGGUCACACCUUGUCCUGAAGCUCCCUUUGUGUCACGUUUUGCGGUUGACAAAUUCUGUGUAUGAGUGUGAGCAGAUGUGUGUGUCACACUCCCAUCAUGGAGAAAAAAAAAAAAAGAAACAAAGACACCACCAUCUGGUAUGUGAUCAUGUACGAAAGCGCGUUAGUCCUCUUUGAAUUUGGCUAGUCAUUUCAGGGUCGACAAAAUGACAAAAUAUCUCAAAAACCUGAGUGUUUGCUGGUUUCAAGAGAAUACUUUUGUGAUAUAGUUUAGAUCGGUAGUUUGCAGACACUAACUGGGUGAACUGAUUAUGUUGUAAUAUAUCUGCAUGUGAUAUGUGAUUGGUAGCUAGCUACUGUAUCUCUUUUUUUUUUCAA